CUGUGUUAGUUCCAUGUUGUUUACCGUCUAGACUCCCCGCUUUGUUUACUGGAGCUUUGAGGAGUGAAUAUGGAGAAACUCGUCUUCUUGGCUAUCGUUUCCUAUGCAGUUUUCUUCUUUCUUCAUGUGCAAGCUCUUGACUGCGGGAACAGACCAUCAACAAUAAAAGCCCAACGGAAAUGCUUCUCAAACGAGGGGCUUGAAAUGGAUUCUAAGAAAAUAAGCGAAGUCGGAAUAAUCGUUCCGUUGAAUUUAACAACCGCCUGCAGAAACAAGGACAAAUACAAACAAGCCAUUAUUUGCGCUUUUGGCAUCAGAAAACAGUGUUUAAAGAGCGUGGAUGAGAGUACAAGCAUCUUGCCAGAUGAUUCCAGCCUGGUUGAAGGCACUGACUACGUGUGCCAGCAUGUGAAAGCUCUUGAAGACAGUUGCCUGCACAAGGCUGAUAAAGGAAUGAAAAAGUGCGCCGAAACAAAGAAGCAGAGCCAAAGAAACUAUGAUGCUGAUAGUCAAAACAUCGUGUGCAGCUCUUUACAGAUUGCCUAUGAGUGUGCACAAGAGAAGCUUGAAGUCUGUUCUAGCGAGACCCUUCAGGCAGUUCUAGACAUUAUCGACAAAUAUUUUAGACCACCUGCUUGCUCGCCCUUUGACAACAAACCAAACUCGCUCACUUCACUGCCUGUCGUGAACUGUUCCAAUCACUCCAGUGUUCAUCAGGGCCAAGAGGAGUGUUUCACUCGCGAAGGCCUUCACCGAAGUUUACCGCGAGUGGUCAAAGUCAGUCCAAGCAAAGUGUCAUUCAGUCUCCUACCCUUGACAUCGAUGGGCUGCAGAAGAUAUGCAGUGAUCAGAGCCGCUUCCAGAGGGCCAUGAUGUGUGUCACACAGGUCAGCAUACAAUGUCUGCCAGCAGAGUACAGAGACUACAUUCCAUCUGCCGAAAAUCAAAAAUUGACCGUAAAAUCGAUUUGUGACAAUAUCAAUGUGAUCAAUUUUAAGUGUGUUGAGGCACUUGGCGUUCGCCUAUCUGACUGUUUCUACCAAAAAGGAGUCAGCUAUCCAAAAAAUGUUUCAAUUACUACUGAUUCAGUUUGCUACGCCUACGCCGGCUACAUGGAGUGCUUCAGUGAAGUCCUGCCCACCUGUGGAUGUCCCACGACGAAGGUGUACGUCGAGACUUUCAAGCUUUACCAGAAACCACCUGCCUGCAGUCCAGUCACCGUGAAGACUCCAG
This is a messenger RNA of Pomacea canaliculata, 1233 nucleotides long. RefSeq lists its product as uncharacterized. The transcript has 9 exons. The record is from RefSeq and is a predicted model, not a curated record. The coding region runs from base 70 to 873 and encodes 267 amino acids. NCBI's taxonomy places the organism in Eukaryota, Metazoa, Mollusca, Gastropoda, Architaenioglossa, Ampullariidae.